UAUAACAAACUUAUCAGACCGAGCAGAAACCAGUCAGUGCCGUUAUCGGUACACGUCAUAUUUACACUUUACGGCAUAUCAGGCGUUGACGAGAUCGAACAGAAACUGACCGUUACUAGAUGGCUUGAGGUUGAAUGGACAGAUGAAUUGUUAUCAUGGACACCCUCAAGCUACGGAGGAUUAAGGUAUAUAUAUUAUCCUCAAGGCGAAGUAUGGAAACCAGAUAUUUCUUUACAAAAUGGAUUUUCCAAACUGGAAGAGCUCGGAUCAAAAUUCAUUUCGGUGUUUAUUGAUUCAAAUGGAUUGGUAAAUUGGAGGCCCUUCCAAGUGUUUGAGUCUAAAUGCGAUAUAGAUUCAACAUAUUUUCCGUUUGAUUGGCAGACGUGUCAUUUAGAUUUUGUAGCGUGGAGUUUGUCUAGUAAAGAUGUCCAUAUAACACAAGGCAGCAAGGGAAUAGAACUUGCCGAUGAUCUACAGCGCCAUGGUGAAUGGAAAAUACUAUCUUCAUCUGCAUUGAAUCUCGCGGAAUCUCACGAGACAAAAGUUCGAUUUACAAUAGUGAUUCAGCGAAAACCAUUGUACGCUAUAAUAAAUUAUAUUAUGCCGAUCUUGUUACUUUCAAUUCUAGAUAUUUUUACAUUCAAGAUACCGGUUGAAACAGGGGAACGCAUAGGUUAUGUUAUAACAGUAUGGCUAGCAUAUGCUGUGUUUCUCACGAUUAUCAGUGAUUCGUUGCCACAGAGUUCAGAAUCUAUUCCGAUUGUUUCUAUUUAUAUCAUGAAACAAAUAUUCAUCGCAACUGUGAUUGUUAUCAUUUCAGCAAUAGAAUCAGGAUGCGCACAUUUGACUGAUGAUGAAUCAGUGUAUUACCUUUUAAGAACGCUUGCCAAGAAGUGCCGGAAACCAAGUGUACAAUCAGAACCGGUAAUUCAAAAUGUUUUGAAAGAGACGAAACCUGCGUAACGUGGAAGGAAGCGAUAUCAGCUCUUGAUAAAUGUUUGUUCUGGGUUUGCCUGACAAUUUUUGUUUUAUCUACUCUGAUUACUUUACUCAUUGCAGGUAUGAAGUAUAUAUAAUUUAUUUGAAGAACUUUUGUAUUAAACAGACUCAGAGAUCGAAUUUGUAGGACAAUCAUGUUUGAAGAGUUAUUUCCCUUUGAUGGAGAUAAUUAAAGAAUGAUACUUAGAGAAUUCAA
Messenger RNA from Mytilus californianus (California mussel), 1195 nucleotides. Its product is annotated as neuronal acetylcholine receptor subunit alpha-3-like. Lineage: Eukaryota; Metazoa; Mollusca; Bivalvia; Mytilida; Mytilidae. The transcript has a single exon. Gene Ontology annotation, molecular function: extracellular ligand-gated monoatomic ion channel activity; neurotransmitter receptor activity; transmembrane signaling receptor activity. The record is from RefSeq and is a predicted model, not a curated record. Gene Ontology annotation, biological process: regulation of membrane potential; monoatomic ion transmembrane transport; signal transduction. Gene Ontology annotation, cellular component: synapse; neuron projection; membrane. The annotation marks the transcript as partial.